CAUUCUUUUAUCUCGCAGCUUCUAGUGUCGACAGAUAUCUAGUCUAUCAUACACUCUUUCACAGUCACCCACCAACCUCAAUCAAACCCACCAAACAAAAACGAUGCUUUUCACCAAGGUCUUCCUGCCUCUCACGGCUCUUCUGGCAACUGCCUCAGCCGCCCCCGCACUCCCCGACGAAGACUCCUCCCCCCUGCUCUCCUUCCCCUCCUCCCUCCCCCCUUCCUUCGACCCCUACAGCGACACCACCCCCAUCCCCACCGACAUUGACCUCUCCACCUCCUUCAACACCUCCACCACCACGCUACUAGAAACCCGGGACCAAGCCACGUACAAGGGCCCCUACACGUACACGACGCACUACUGCGGUGCCCCGCGCUCGUGGGCCACCCUGAGCGCCAUCCACGACGGCGUGAGUUAUCUGUACGGCCUAAAGGGACAGCCGCGCUUGGGCGCCAACAAGUGCAGUCGCGUGAGCUGUAGUUGGAAUUCGGCCAUAGUUGUUUGUAAUGAUAACAACCACGACAUCACUUUGCGGUCCUGGGGUAGUGUCGCCGAGGCUGCCUCCUUCGUUACGAGCAAGUGCUUCAAGUACAUGGGUGGCCAGACGCGCAUUGGUGGCCAAGUCUAUUUCAAGGAGAAGUGGACUGUGUUUAUUACGGUGAACAAGUGCUAGCCUUGUUUAGUGGGAGGUCUGCUUUGUCGAAUGGAGAGUGGUAACGAGGCCUUGGACUGCUGUUUCUUUGGGUUCCAAUCUGUUUUUUUCCCUUCACACA
This is a messenger RNA of Neurospora hispaniola, 776 nucleotides long. RefSeq lists its product as uncharacterized. The transcript has 3 exons. Bases 104 to 676 code for a protein of 190 amino acids. The record is from RefSeq and is a predicted model, not a curated record. NCBI's taxonomy places the organism in Eukaryota, Fungi, Ascomycota, Sordariomycetes, Sordariales, Sordariaceae.